This is a messenger RNA of Polypterus senegalus (gray bichir), 5376 nucleotides long. RefSeq names its product zinc finger protein 708-like. Bases 1036 to 2781 code for a protein of 581 amino acids. The transcript has 2 exons. The record is from RefSeq and is a predicted model, not a curated record. NCBI's taxonomy places the organism in Eukaryota, Metazoa, Chordata, Cladistia, Polypteriformes, Polypteridae.
ACCGUGUAGAAAUGACAACAGCAGGUCAGAAAAUGGACAAACUACAAAGUGGAUGGAUGAUUUACUGUAACCUGUUGGCUUUUUUUUAGAAUUCCAGCGGAGCACCCCUUACCAAAAACAAAAAAAAAGACUGAAAAUGUCAAAUACAAGUUUUUGCCUUGAGUUGCACUCCUAUUACAACCUUAUUUUAUUUACUGUAAAACACAGCUUAGAAAUCUUACACAGAACAACUUAGAAAUUUAAGUCAAAAUUUUAUAAAUGUUUCAAAAAAGGUAUUUGAACCCCUCAGAAAAGCAUUUUUUAUUAUAAAAUCGUGUCUUGCAGUAAAUCUGAGAAAUGUGUAGUGAAAUAGCAUUAUUAUCAGAUUACUGAUAGAAAUAUUGUAUACUUUGUUAAGGCAAUGCAAUGACUCGGUUGAACAGUAUGGCUUAAGGCACUAUACAGGAUUACAUAAUCAAAUUAGACAGACAGACGGAUGUGGCAGGCACUAUAUGAUAGAUAGAUAGAUGGAUAGACUCGUUGUCCACUGACAAAUACAUAAGAGCGGUGUGAGAAAGCACGUGCGCCCCCGGGUAUCUUUACAAACUGGCGCUCUGCGAACACUUAUAUUGGCUCCUCCUAUCUGACGCUCUGCAGGACAGGAUAUAUUCUUCAUGGCUUGGAGCCCAAAAAAUAUAUUCUUGGUAAUGAAGAUUUUGGUCCAUUUUUCCCUGCCUUAUUACCAGUGGGAUGCGGCGAUGCUUGCGACUGACCGGCGCUCUUUUUGUCGGUCAGGUACGAAUCGACACCUCGAUAAGGUUUUGCGGCUUUAAAAAGCGGGCUAACUGAUAGUAGAGGAUUAAAAAGAGGUUAACAGCGGUACAGCAGAGUUUGGUAUGAUCUCUCCGUUCCAAUAGAUGGCAGCAAUACAUACACGAAUCUGAAUUUUGUGAUGGGCAAAGAAGUAGAGGGGCGGGUUUUGGGAGUGACGGAGUCGAUGAUUGGUGGAAGGCGACCUCGGCUGCAGACUGCGGUGCAGCGAUCAGAACCGGCGUGAUGGCCGAGAGCGCAGCGGCCGUUGUGGACAGCGAUCUGAGAGGGCAGUCGGCCUCCAGCAUCAUUCAGAUAGCGAGAGCGACUUCGCCGGCCGUCGUUAGAAAACAGAAUGGAGAAGACCGCAUUUCCGCCUUAAAGAUCGAGGAACAGGAGAGUCCAGAUUUGAAAACUGUGCUCCCCAAUUCAGUGAAAGAAGAACUCAUCAGUCUGAAUGACGUUCAAGAGUUCAUGGCUUCUCCAUCCUGCAGGGAGACACCUCAACACAACCAAGUGCACACCACUCAAUAUGGAGAUAGUGAAAAGGUUGAAGGACAUUUACUUGAUGAAGACAAAGUGAAUAUCACGGCAUCGGUUCCGAUGAAAGAAGAGUUCCUUGAUCCAGUUUCUGUGUCUGUGAAAGAUGAAUUGUGUGAAAUUCAAAUUUUCUUACAUAAUAACUUAAGUGAGUCUAACCUGGAAGAUACAGAAGUUAAGGAGGAGCAGCCUGAAGGUAGCCUUGCAACUUCUAAAGUAACCCACGAGCAGGACAGCCAUGCGAGUUUUGACUCAUCCCUUAAUUGUGUGAGGUGUAGUGAGUGUGGAAAGACCUUCAGUUGUUUGUCAAAAUUAAAGAUUCACCAUAGAAUCCACUCUGGCCAAAAGCCGUAUAGUUGUGACGAAUGUGAGAAGAGCUUCAUUCAGUCUUGUCAUCUGAAAGCACACAAAAGGAUUCACACUGGUGAGAAGCCAUAUAGCUGCGCUGAAUGUGGGAAAAGCUUUGGUCGUUUAGAAAACUAUAAAACGCACCAGAGAAUUCACACCGGAGAAAAACCAUUUGGCUGUCCAGAAUGUGGCAAGAACUUCAAUCGUUUAGGAAACCUGAAAGCCCACCAAAGAAGCCACACUAGAGAGAAGCCAUAUGGUUGUCCUGAAUGUGGGAAGAGGUUUAGUUCUUCUACAGGCAUCAUGAUACACCAAAAAAAGCAUACUGGAGGGAAAUUGUUUAAUUGUCCCAAAUGUGCAAAAACCUUCUCAUGUUUGGGAAGCUUACAGACACACCAGAGAGUUCAUACUGGGGAGAAACCAUUCAGCUGUUUUGAAUGUGGCAAGAGCUUCAAACGUUUAGGGACAUAUAAAAUGCACCAGAAAAUUCAUACUGGUGAAAAGCCAUACGAAUGUUCAGAAUGCGGGAAGAGAUUCAAUCGUCUGGGAAACUACAAGAUACAUCAGAAAAUUCAUACAAGAGAGAAGCCGUACAGUUGCUCUGAAUGUGGGAAAAGGUUCAGCAAACUUGGAGAAGUUACAACACAUCAGAACAGGCAUAUGGGAAAUAAAUUAUUUAAUUGUUUAGACUGUGGGAAGACCUUCUCUUGUUUAGGAAAUCUUCAACUGCACCAGAGAAUCCAUACUGGGGAGAAACCUUACAACUGUUUAGAAUGUGGGAAACGCUUCAGUCGUUCUGGAAACUUUAAGAUACACCAGAGAGUCCACACUGGGGAGAAACCAUACAGCUGUCUCGAGUGUGGGAAGCGUUACAGCCAUUUGUCUAACCUUAAAGCUCACCAGAGGAAGCACACUGGAGAGAAACCAUAUUUUUGUACUGAUUGUGGGAAAUGUUUCAGUCAAGCCUCAGGUUUUAAGAUACAUAAGCGAAUUCACACCGGGGAAAAGCCGUAUAAGUGUUCACAAUGUGGGGAGAGCUUUAAUCGCUCUGGAAAGCUCAAAUCACACUCAAAGAUUCACACAAAAGACUCAAAUUGUGGGUAGAAUUCUCAGUGUUAAAGACACUUCAUAGUGAAAGUGUCCAGAGGAUUAGUAGUAGAAAGACCUGAGAGAUUAAUGCACAAGUCUAAUUUGAGGGCCCUGGAAAAAGUCAAGCUCAUUAAAGGGACAACAAAUAAGCCAAAGCACACAAUGAGAAUUACAUUCCAGGAAGGAGACCAUGUGUCCUACCACUAAAAUCUUCUUACAGGAGUCUUGGCUUCCUCUAACACAAAAUUUUCAUUCAAAGAGAGGAUGUUUGGAUAUGUAUGCCGCCAUCUUAAAUAGGGGCUACAUUCCAAUGUUAAGUGCCACAACACCACCCAAUUGCCUGACUGGUAGCUAUACAGAACAUGGGUUCGUCCAUCAGAAACAAAUGAAACAACAGUCUGUGAUGGUGCCUUGGUAAUUUUAAUAUCAUAAGAAUAGAAAAGAUGAACCACCAGAUUAUUUAGAAAUUAAAAUUAUUUGAAAUGAAAUGAACUGUUUCUCAAGAAGCCAAAAGCUAAAUUCAUAACACUAACUCCAGCAUGGUCUUGGCUGUAUGCUGUGGGUCAUUGUUGUGCUGAAAUUUUAACUAUCACCUCAUUCUCAGUUUGCGUGCACUCUGGAGCAGAUUUUCUUCAAGGACCUCUCUGUACUGGGCCGCGUUCGUCCUUCCCUCAGUUCUGACCACUGCCACUGAGAAACAUCCCUAUAGCAUCAAGCAACCACUAUGUUUCACCAUUGGGCAGAAGUGUGGAGAACUUAAAUUUUUAUCACAUUAGAACAGAAUGUUUUUCCUCAUGCCCUCACAGUCCUGUAAAUGCUGUUUGGCAAACUCCAAGUGGACUUCCGUGUACCUUUUAAUUAAAGGUUGCUUACAUACUGCCAAUCUAACCUCAAUUCUUACCAGUCUCCCUGUCCCCAACCACUGAGAAGCACCCACACCCAUAUAGCAUGAUGCAACCACUAUGCUUCAAUCUAGAGAUUGUAUUAGGCUGAUGGUGAGCAGUGCCUGGUCUUUGCCAGACCUAGUGCUUGGAGUUCUACCCAAAGAGUUUAAUUUUUCUCUCAUCAGAACCUUUUUCUUCAUGUUCUCAGAGUCCUGUAAAUUCUCGCAAACCUGACUUCCAUCUAGCUACUCUGCCAUAAACACAUGAGUAACGGAACACUGUUGAGAUGGUCACCCUUCCAUUAUGCUUUCCUAUCUCAGCAGAAGACUUCUGAAGCUCUGUUAGAGGGACUGUUGUGGUGUUGAUCACCUUCCUGCCCAAGGCCCUUCUUGCUUGGUUUACACAGUUUUUCCAUGUGGCCAACUCUUAGGAAGAAUCCUGGUGAUUCCAUUUCAAUUAUUGGGCCACGGUCCUGCUGGGAACACUCAAAACUUUAGAAAUGGUUUUAUGCCCGUGCCCUGAUCUAUGCCUUACCCUAGUUUGAUUAUGGAGGUCUACAGAGAGUUCCUUGGAGUUCAUGGCUUGGCUUUUGUCCUGAUGUGCAGUGCGAAUUGUGAGACCUUAUCUACACAGGUGUGUGUCUUUCUAAACGAUGUCCAGUCAGUUCAGUUUACCACCUCUGUGGUCAGGUUACAUUUUUAAUACAUCCUCAAGAAGAAUUAAAGUGAACAGGAUGUACCUGAGCACAAUUUGGAGUGCCACAGUAGAGGGCCUGAAUGCUUAUGUGAGUGAUUUUAGUUUUUAAUUUAUAUAAGUUUGCUAAACUUUCUGAAAACGUGUUUUCAUUUUGUCCUAAUGGAUUAUUGAAUAUUAAAUGACAUGUACUUAAUCAAGGUCAGUAUUUCAAGGGGUUGGUAUUCAUAAUUGAUAAGGUAAGUUUUAGUGAGCGCAUAGAUUUUAUAGGAAAACAAUUGUGUUACAUUGAACAUGAAGUUAAUAAUAAGAAAGGUUUGCAAUCACAUAAACUAAAAUAGAGACUGGUGACUGGGAAUCUGAAUUGUGGGACAAUACAGUACAUGAGCUGCUGAUUCUGCAGACUCCACCCUGAAAAUGUUCAGAUUUGAAGUAGAAGAAUGCUAUGCAGAUACCUGAAGUCGCAGCAUAUUGGACAGUGGAUGGGUGGGUUAAGUAAUGAGAUGAUGGGGAUGUGGGAACCCAACUUAAUGCAGAACCACAUAUUGUAGUUAGCAUAGGCAUCAUAGUUAGGGGGAAAAAGGGCAAUGAUUACCCAGGGUCCACUUGAGGGGGUUCGGGAGAGCGAAGCCUGGAAUGAAAAGUUUGUUUUCGAGAGGAAGGGACCCACAGAGACUGCUUAUGUAUUGGGCCCAAAGUUUCUGUGCUACACCCCUGAUGGUUAGGCACAAGGCCAAAGCCAAACAUUCCCAUCCAAAUCACAAACCAAGACAAAGUUAGAUACUGUAUCUAUUUAUUUAUCAAUAAUUAACAACUAAUAGAACAAUUCAGCAGACAUACUGGGAAAGGUGAACAUAAAAAUAAGGACAAAACAUGAAAAAUUGAUUAUGUUGAUACAGGAUUUAUCAAAAGGCUGUUUCCAUUUGGGCCAGUUUGUUCAUUGUUUUGGUUCCUGGUUAAUUUUUUUUUUUUGCUUUAUUGUGGGUCUUUUAUUAAUAAAUUUGGUAUUGUUAAUAUUGUAUUUUGCCCGAGA